Messenger RNA from Ornithodoros turicata, 2719 nucleotides. RefSeq names its product transmembrane 9 superfamily member 3-like (gene TM9SF3). Lineage: Eukaryota; Metazoa; Arthropoda; Arachnida; Ixodida; Argasidae. The transcript has 14 exons. The coding region runs from base 76 to 1851 and encodes 591 amino acids. Gene Ontology annotation, biological process: protein localization to membrane. The record is from RefSeq and is a predicted model, not a curated record. Gene Ontology annotation, cellular component: membrane.
CUUUCUUUUCGCUGACGUGGCUGGAGGAACAGUGCUGGACCAGAUCAUGAAAUUUGCCCGUAUAAAAUCGCAAUCAUGAAGUAUUUUGUAGCUGUAACUGCGUUAAUUUUAGUUUUUUGCAGAGAAACACAAAGCGAUGAACAUACUCACAAGUACGAUGACAAUGAAGAGGUAGUGCUAUGGAUGAAUACUGUGGGUCCGUACCACAACCGACAAGAGACGUACGCCUAUUUCUCCCUCCCGUUCUGCGCUGGUCCCAAGACAUCGAUAGGCCACUACCACGAAACGCUAGGAGAAGCUCUCCUAGGUGUAGAGCUGGAAUUCUCUGGACUCAAUAUCUUGUACAAAGCUAUGGUGCCCAAGACUCCAUACUGUGAGGUAACGUUGGACAAUGCGAAACUGCAGGCCUUCAUCUAUGCUGUGAAAAACCACUACUGGUACCAGAUGUACAUUGACGACCUUCCCAUAUGGGGCAUUGUCGGGGAGGUGGAUGAGUCGGACAAUAACUACUACAUCUGGACACACAAACGGUUCGAUAUCGGCUACAACGGGAAUCGCAUCAUUGACGUCAACCUCACCAGUGAGGUGAAGACAAAGCUGACGGUCAACCAGAAGUUGACUUUUACCUAUGAGGUGAAUUGGAAGUCAUGCGGUGUGAAGUUCGAAGACAGGUUCGACAAAUACCUGGAUCCCAGUUUCUUCCAACACAGAAUCCACUGGUUCUCCAUCUUCAACUCGUUCAUGAUGGUAAUCUUCCUGGUGGGUCUGGUGAGCAUGAUCCUCAUGAGGACACUUCGCAAGGACUACGCCCGCUACAGCAAGGAUGAGGAGAUGGAUGACAUGGUGGGCAAUACGUGGCUUGUGGUGAAAGUGGAGAGGGAUCUUGGGGACGAGUAUGGCUGGAAACAAGUGCACGGUGAUGUGUUCCGACCACCGACGCACGCACUUCUCUUCUCUGCCGUGAUUGGCUGCGGUCACCAGCUGGCCGUCGUCGUGCUGUGUGUGGUCACUUUUGCCAUUAUGGGAGAGCUGUAUACUGAGCGGGGCUCACUUUUGAGCACGGCUAUUUUCGUCUACGCGGCAACAUCGCCCAUCAACGGCUACUUUGGAGGUAGCCUGUACGGACGGAUGGGAGGAAAGAAAUGGAUCAAACAGAUGGUUGUGAGUGCGUUUGCACUGCCCUGCAUGGUGUGUGGCACAGCAUUUCUCAUCAACUUCAUCGCCAUCUACUACCAUGCUUCCAGAGCUAUUCCAUUUGGAACAAUGGUGGCUGUGACGUGCAUCUGCCUGUUUAUAAUCCUGCCCCUCACCCUGGUAGGCACGGUGCUGGGUCGUAACUUGGCUGGCCAGCCCAACUUCCCAUGCAGGGUGAACGCGGUGCCACGCCCCAUUCCAGAGAAGAAAUGGUUCAUGGAGCCCUCCGUCAUUGUGGUCCUUGGGGGCAUUCUGCCUUUCGGAUCCAUCUUCAUCGAGAUGUACUUCAUCUUCACCUCCUUCUGGGCAUACAAGAUCUACUAUGUGUAUGGGUUCAUGCUGCUGGUGUUCCUCAUUCUCACCGUUGUCACCGUAUGCGUCACCAUUGUCUGCACCUAUUUCCUCCUAAAUGCGGAGGACUACAGAUGGCAAUGGACUAGUUUCCUCGCUGGCGGCUCAACAGCAGGAUAUGUGUAUCUCUACUCCUUCUACUAUUACUUCUUUAAGACAAAGAUGUACGGCCUGUUCCAAACAGUCUUCUACUUUGGAUACAUGGCACUCUUCAGUCUUGCUCUCGGGAUACUGUGUGGCACCUUCGGUUUCAUUGGAACCAACGCCUUUGUGCGAAAAAUCUAUUCCACCGUCAAGAUCGACUGAGCGACCCUCGUCGUCACUUUCCGCGGUCAAAGAUCAACGAAGAUGCGGCGGUCUUUUUUUUUUUUUUUUUUUUUUCAAAGUGGGAACAUGAGGGGGGGGGGCGGAACUGGUCGAAGGAGAAACUUUAGUCUUUGCAAGUUUGGAAGAUGGGAGGAGGGCAACGUUGUGUCUGCAACAGGGGCACACCCCUGAAAUUUCCCCAGCAAGAGUGCAUCUGAGCCUGUGUGUGUGUGUGUACUGCAGAGACUCAUUGCUGUUUAUUUAUGUUUUCUUUUUCUUUUUUUUUUUUGUACCCACGCUUGUUGUGAUCACCAUCACCGAACGACAUCUUUGUCCGAAAAGAGGCAGUGUGUCAACAGGUACCUUUUUAAAACUACCGCUAUUGCUGUUAUUAUUCUUGGGGUCUACUUGUAGAUACAGAUUCAUUCCCGGUUGAGUGGGGACAGGGAAAUGUGCACUUCUUCAUUUUUUUUUUUUUAUAAUUAUCGCGUGAAAUAUAAUCAAGUUUGUACGAAAGUCAGUGACGUCUGCAUCUCUCUUGUACAUACGUUGUGGGCAGGCACCAAUAACUAGACAUGUAAAAAAAAGUAUUAUCUCCUGCCAUACGCUUCUGUUUUUGUUUUGUUGUGGAUGUACAUAGGUUUUGCGAUAGCCAUUGGGCAUGGAUGCACAUGGAUCUAGGAGAGUUUGUGAUCGCGUGAUCGGUCAGUCGAUUUCCUUCGAAGUCACUACAGUGCUGCGGAACAUUUUUUGGGAAAGAAUUUAGCGAAAUCUGUUGUAAGGGCAUUGCCUCUUUUUUGGUCCCGUAGUGGAGCAGGUAUGUACCAGUUCUGGCACUGAGGCAUGAAUAAAAGUGAAUAAUAAUUGA